CUGCAAUAGAAGCGCCAGAUAACAUUUCAUCUCUCCCCUCAUGGCAGACAUGCUAUCCGCGGAUCUACCGCUGCCUUUAGAUGCUCUGACCAUCGAUGGACAAUCCGCGGGACAAGCAGAGCAAAACAUCACACCCUGGGAGGUCGAAGGCGCCAUUGUGGACGGCAAGCAAGUCGCUAUUGACUAUGGCAAGCUCAUCAAGUCCUUCGGCACCAAGGCCGUCACUCCAGAGCUACUUCAGCGCUUUGAAACACUAACUGGUCAUAAGCCGCAUCCACUCCUUCGACGAGGCGCGUUUUUCUCACACCGCGACCUCGACUUGAUAUUGGAUCGCUUUGAAAAGAAGGAAAAGUUUUACCUCUAUACGGGCCGUGGGCCAAGUGCAGACAGCAUGCAUCUCGGACACAUGAUUCCGUUUGCCUUUACUUGCUGGUUGCAAAAAGUCUUCGACUGCCCACUCGUGAUUCAGCUCACAGACGAUGAAAAGUUUCUCUUUAAGCAGAAUCUGACGCUUGAAGAUACGCGGCGCUAUGCAUCAGACAAUGCAAGAGACAUUAUCGCUGUUGGAUUUGAUCUCAAAAAGACAUUCAUCUUUGCCAACACCGACUAUGUUGGCGGUGAAUUCUACAAAAACGUCGUGCGCAUCAGUCGCAGCAUAACCAUCAACCAGUCCAGAUCCAGCUUUGGCUUUGAAGGCACCGACUGUAUCGGCAAAGCGCACUUUGUUGCCGUUCAAGCAGCACCGGCCAUUUCAAGCAGUUUCCCGCAAAUCUUUGGAAGAGGUGGGCCCAACCUGCCCUGCUUAAUUCCAUGCGCUAUUGACCAGGAUCCUUACUUUCGUCUGACGCGCGAUGUGGCUACUCGUCUGCAAGCACCGAAAUGCGCCCUUCUACACAGUGUCUUUUUCCCCGCGCUACAAGGGCCCGGUACGAAAAUGUCGGCGAGUAUAGAGACGAGUGCCAUCUUUAUGAACGACACGCCAAAGCGCAUUAAGGACAAAAUCAACAAGCAUGCCUAUUCUGGCGGCGGCGAUACACUCGAGCUUCAUCGCCAAAACGGUGGCAACCCAGAUGUUGAUGUACCCUACCAAUUCCUCACCUUUUUCCUAGAGUCAGAUGAAGAGCUUGCACAGCUCAAAGAAGGCUACAAAAAGGGCGAAAUUUUGACGGGAGAGAUGAAGAGGCGGUGUAUCGAAGUGCUGCAAGAAUUUGUCUCGAGCUUCCAGCAGCGACGUGCCGCAGUAUCGGAUGAGUUGCUUGCACAGUUCAUGGAUGGAACUCGUAAGAUUGAGCUAUAGACUAAGCAUCACUAGGCAGCGUCUCUGCUGGCACCUCGUUUUCUCCAGGUACAUUCAUAAAAGACUGUUCCCUGACUUUUGUCUCCCAAAAGAUGCCGUCGACAUCGUCAAAGCCGAGCUUUUGCCAUCCAUUCUCCUUGACGAUAUAGCAGUUGAGAAAACCUCCAGAGUAUGCAUCACGAUGCGUCGCUGCCAAGAUACUCCGCCGUCCAAGUGCAAUGGCUUCUUCAUCUUCCAUAUCAAACCGGUAGGUGGCGUCCAGUACACCAUAGGCGAAUGUGGCUCCGGAUCCAACACAAAACAAGUUGCCCUUGCUGCGUGUACCAUCGGAAUCAACAUAAAACAAGGCUGGUCCAGUCUUAUCCCACCCAGCAAGCAUAGUGCCCAUCGACAGACCCAUGCCUUUGUAAUUAUAGACAAUGUUGCUGAGAAUCUUGGAUGCGGCAGCCACGGAAAUGAGUUCCUUGUUUUUG
Protomyces lactucae-debilis is the source of this 1770-nucleotide messenger RNA. Its product is annotated as tryptophan--tRNA ligase, cytoplasmic. Gene Ontology annotation, biological process: tryptophanyl-tRNA aminoacylation. The transcript has a single exon. Gene Ontology annotation, cellular component: cytoplasm. The record is from RefSeq and is a predicted model, not a curated record. NCBI's taxonomy places the organism in Eukaryota, Fungi, Ascomycota, Taphrinomycetes, Taphrinales, Protomycetaceae. Gene Ontology annotation, molecular function: ATP binding; tryptophan-tRNA ligase activity. Bases 41 to 1297 code for a protein of 418 amino acids.